Messenger RNA from Paralichthys olivaceus (Japanese flounder), 3078 nucleotides. Its product is annotated as prostate stem cell antigen-like. NCBI's taxonomy places the organism in Eukaryota, Metazoa, Chordata, Actinopteri, Pleuronectiformes, Paralichthyidae. The record is from RefSeq and is a predicted model, not a curated record.
UCAAAUUACACCAGAGAGAAAAAUCAACAGUGGCAGAAAAAGAAAAACUCAGGGCGCUGAUAAUAUGUGAGGAGGUGCACCAACACAAUAAGUGCAAGAAAAAAAAAGAGGAAAUUGUCAACACGAGGCAGAGAGUUUGGACUUUUACGAAAAAUUAAUUGAGUUUAGGAACAAGUUGAGGGCGUAGAUCAGCUGCAGCUGGUUCAGUGAUCGACCUUUGAGACAGGAGGGGAUUUUAUUUUCUGUGUAUUUUCUGUAUCAAGCAGCUGGAGGCGUUAUCUGAAAACCUUUGGAGACGUCUCACUGGAAGAAUCAUGAAACAGCUUCUUGUUGUUUUCCUGUGUUGUCUUCCUUUGGCAGCCAGUUUGCAAUGUUACACAUGUGUGUUUCCCGCCAUCUCUCCUCUGGACUGCCUCAGGUUUCCUCAGGAGUGUCCGGCCGGGCAGCGCUGCCUGUCGAGUACUGCAAUAGGAAAACGAGGAUCUCUACAGGUGAUGAUGUACGAGAAGAGCUGUGCCGUUCCCGGUCAGUGUGACGUGAGCGGACAGAAAUACGCCUCGGGCCUCGAAUUCAACUACACCAACGUCUGCUGUGACACUGACCUGUGCAACGGUGCCGUGUCCUUUGCUGCCCUCAGCUGGAGAGGAGUCGCUCUCUGCCUCGCGCCUGCACUCGCUCUGCUGCUCGCCUGAAGCUGGAACCAUCAGAUGUAGGAGCCCUGAGAGAAAUCAUCUGGAGAAGAUGUAUGAAGACGCACAUGGGCACGAAAGAAGACUUGAAACAUUUCUGCUUUUAAAAAGUUUUAAAAUUAUUAAUAAGUAGUGAUUUACUGAAAUACAUUUUAAAGCCUAUAAAAAGAUAUGCUACAAUAUUUAAUAGUUUUUUUUUUUUACACACCUUUUGAAUUACAACUAUCAAAAACGGAAACAUUUAUAUUAUUCUUUCUGUUUGUUCAUCUUCAUCACUGCCUGCACAAAUAUAAACGUUUCUCCUUUUUCUGCUCACUUUAAAACCAGAACAGACUCUAAACACAUGUAAACAUUUAAAGUUACUCUUUUUAACAACAAGAUUCUAAUGCACUGCUUUAAAUAGAUAAUUUCUCUUUUGCAUCUUUUUUGACACUUUCUUCCAUCUCAAUGUUAAAAUGACUCUGAUUAAAGAUAAGAACACAUUUGUCACAGUUUGCUUUGUCAUCAAGAUAUUUUUAUUGGGACAUUAAUAAAUGUGUUUUUUUUAGUAUAAAAUACAUUUCUGCUGAGCUAUUAGUUUUAUUGUUUUUUUUAAUGUCCACACCACCGGGUUGAUCCCGUGGACGUUUAAGUGCAACUGCUUCAGACUACAUGGCAAACAGGCGGGGGUAAAAAAAAAAACACAAAACAAAAGGCUAAAAUAUUUGAAGGAAAAUGCAAAGCGGCAGGAAACAAAGUGAAAAGCACAAUAUAGGUCCCAUACAUGAUACAGAUGAAGAUUUAAAAAAAAAAAAUGAGGGUUUAAAACAGUGAAGUGAAAAACAAAACUAAUGUAAAUAAAUGAAUACAACAGGUUAAAUGGUCCCUGAAACUAUAUGAAGUCCUACAGUGAGAAUGAAAAACUCUUUGUCUGGAGAGAGAAAAUAUUAAAAAACAUUUACUAUUAAAUUAUUCAGACUCGAUCCCUUUCAAAGUUUUUGAAACUAGAUGAAAUCCACAACAAUUCAGUCAAGUACAACAUUCUGUUUGAUCAACACUUGAAUUACAGUAUGUGGGUGGGGGUGGGGGGGUUCAACAUGUUUCAUUAAAACUGUGCUCACACCACAUGUCUAAAAUCAAAGUCUGUGCACAGGAUUGUCUUUUCACUAUAAAUUGCACUUAGGUUUCAUUUCUUCUAUGUGCUUCACCCGGAUCUGGGAGAUGUCUCCACUGCUACCUACGGUUAAAAUGAAGUUUUAAUUGCAAACAGCCUCAGUAAAUGUUAAUUUGCACGGUGCCCUGCAGUUUAUUAAAUCCUCUACACAAGCUGCUGGUACAGACUGUGUUAUAUUAUGAGCAAACACGUCAACGCCAACUUGUAAUAUUCUGUAUUUUUCUUAUUGUCAACAAACCCCAUGAAAAGAACAAUGACAGGAAUAUUCUCUGGUCAUAAAAUACCAACUUGAAAUUUUGGCCUGAUGAUGUUGCUAGAAGAAGAUUGAGAGGGUCUCCAGUGAUUAUUAGAGAUGUUCCGAAACAUACAGCAACACAACUAUCUCAGACUCAGGUAGAAAAGUAGAGUCGGGUAGUACAAAAAUCUAUGUGGCAAAGAAAAAAAGGAUUUCCAGCAGUGCAUCGUAAACCAGUGUCGACUGAAAUGUCAGGUACUUGGAAAUACUUCAGGCUAGAAAGUCCCACAAGUAAAACAGCGACGUUUACCAUACAUGCAUGAUUUCAGUUUCGAGGGGUGGAGCUAAAGUUAUCAAUGAUUAUCAAACUCUUUUCAUGGGAUUUACUGAUAAUAGAACAUGAGCCUUUUUUCUUAUUAUUAAUAACUAACUGCAACAUAAGGCUGCAGAUCUUUUUUGUGCAUUUUUACAUUUCACUUCUCUUUUUCCCCCCCGUCAUGAGGAACAUGACAGAGCUCGAGCUGCUGCAGAGCGUUUGCACUGAAAACUUCAUCAGUCAACAAAGACCUUCACCUCUUCCUCCACUGACGACCCGAUCUCCUUCAUUCAUAGGAUUCUUCAACUACGCUAAGAUACUUCAUACACGACAGGCAGAGCGGAGCCCUUUCUUGGCAGGAGGCUCUGACAGCGGAUCACAAACGAGCUCGGUAAUCUUGAAUAAUCCUCCGCGCCUGCUGUGGGAGCGGAGAAAGAGGAAGCCCGAGUCUAUUGAAACCGUUUCCUGUCUCUACAACCGUUUUCAGCUCUGCCUCCCUAAUGUGGCACCUGGUGUGCACCCCCCUCCUCUCUGAGACAAAGACUAAAACGUUGUUUAAAUGAAAGUUGGCUUUAAUAAAAAAGAAAAGAAAAAGGUUUUGACUGUACAAGGCCUUGAUCCCUCAGUAAUGAAAUAAUCAACUCAAAUGUGAAGCAUCUGUGAUUACAGACAAACCACAAACGAC